AUGUGGUCGAACUGUGCGUAUGGGCUUAGACCUUAUCCGGACCAGACUACCAACGUGUUAAAUCCAUGUUUUCUUUCGGCAGUUUCGAUAGGGCAGGCCGCUGUUUUUGGCAUUAUAGGUGCUAUUCAGUUAACUCGAUUGAUGCAAGAGACCAGAGUGCCACCUGCUUUCAAAUAUGCUUCAAUGUGGAGGGCGCUGUCAACUAAACAUUUGCUGCAUUUGUCGAACGUCGUCUUGCAAGCCGUGCUGCUUUUAUGUCUAGUCAUGGUUUUGCCAACAGACAGCACGCCACGAAUUACUUUGGAAAGUGUUCUGUCCCAACUGCUCCUUGUGGUUUUCGUCUGCCUUCCCACUCAAUUUCUGCAAUUCUACAAGUCUACGGCAUCGCUGGCGGGCCAGCUGUUCUAUUUCCUCAAUCAGGCAGUCUUGCUUGGGUUUCAACUAGGACAGCGUAUUAGCCAACACCCUGACGCCCGUUUCAACGUAUUCCCGGGACAAAUGGGGGCUUUGCUGGAAGUAGCGCUGAUUUUAAAUGCAUUAACGAUUUUCCUGUAUGAUCUUCUAUCUUUCACUCCCAGUCAAGAGCUCCUCGAUUAUUAUUCGGAAAAGGCGCUUAGCGUCGAGUGCAACAUCUUUGAGAGUAUCACAUUUACGUGGAUGAACAAGCUUAUAUCCCAAGUAUACGAAGAUGGCGAGAUAAAAGACCCCCAUCAAAUGCCCCUUCCUCCCAUCAACCUCGACGUUAAAGAUCAGGCCGCACUUUUGAAAGCGAAAUGGGAGUCUGAGAAAUGGAGCGGAAGAAACUCUCUGUUUUGGGCAAUUUUGCAUGCUUUUGGCAAGAUUAUUGCAGUAGCUUUGUCCAUCGAGGUCUUAAAGGAUGUUAUGACUAUUCUGCAACCUCAGCUUCUAAGACUGUUCAUCAGCGAAUUCAACAAGACGCCUAAUGAGGAUCGUUCACACCCUAUGCUGAAUGCUGUGUUUAUAGCGAUCGCUCUGUUCUUGAUGAAGCUCACCUCGACUUGCCUGUCCAACCAGUUCUUUAUCAUAAUUUUUGAAGCCGGAAUGGCUAUUAGAGGUUCGCUGAUGACCAUGCUGUACCAAAAGUCAUUGGCCUUGUCUAGUGAGGCCCGAGAAGAAAAGUCAGCAGGUGAUAUUCUUAACUUGAUGGCAGUCGAUGUGAUAAGAAUUCAGCGCUUUUUCGAAACAUCCCAAGACAUCAUUGGUUCUCCAAUUGCACUCGUCACUACCCUAGUGUCAUUAUACUCAUUUUUGGGAAAUGCUACCGUUGGCGGUAUUGCCGUAAUGGCUGUCAUGUUCCCAGUAAACAGCUAUCUUUCGCGCAAGAUUAAGAAGUACGUCAAAACGCAGAUGAAGUACAAAGACGCUAGAAUCAAGACCGUCACAGAGAUAUUGAACUCGGUCAAGACCGUGAAACUUUAUGCCUGGGAGAAGCCGAUGUUAGAGAAGCUUAACCAUGUUCGCAAUAAGCAGGAAUUAGAGAGCGCCAAAACUAUCGCGAUCCUGACAAAUUUGACUCUACUGGCUUGGAACUGUGUUCCAAUCUUGGUCGCAUCAUCCACCUUUUUGAUUUAUGCUCUAACCAUAAACAAACCUUUGUCACCUGAAAUUGUAUUCCCUUCUUUAUCUUUGUUUGACAUUUUGAAUGAUUGUAUCUACACAAUCCCGCGCACCAUCACAAACUUCAUUGAAACGGGGGUAUCUUUGGGUAGGCUGAAAGAUUUCUUCCUCGCAAAGGAGUUGGACAAAUCUUUCAUAAAUUACGAUAAGUUGCCUAUCAAUUCCGAAGUACCAGUGCUCGAAUUGGACAAUGCCACAUUUCUUCGCAAACAAUUUGUCAAACCAUCGGAUGAUUAUGAUGAAGAGGCAGCUAUUGAAAGUUCCAAAGUUGCGCUGAGCAACAUCUCCUUCAAAGCCUACAAGGGCCAGUUGGUGUGCAUUGUAGGCAGGGUUGGGAAUGGUAAGUCAACCUUUUUGCAGGCUCUCAUGGGCAUGCUGCCCUGUGUGAGUGGCUCUGAGCCUCACAGAUCGCCAGUUUUUCAUUUUAGAGCCAAUUCUCUUGCUUUGUGCUCCCAACAAGCUUGGAUAAUGAAUGCAAGCGUUAAAGAUAAUAUUCUUUUUGGUCACAGGUACGAUGCGGCAUAUUACGAUGCCACUAUCAAAGCCUGUCAAUUACUACCCGAUCUUGAGAUUUUGGCUGAUGGUGAUGAAACUUUGGUUGGUGAAAAGGGUAUUUCGCUGUCCGGAGGUCAGAAAGCUCGACUCUCCCUUGCAAGAGCCGUUUAUUCUAGAGCAGACGUUUAUUUCUUGGAUGACAUUUUGAGUGCUGUUGACGCACAGGUGUGCAAACAGAUCAUAGACCAAGUUUUGAGCAGAGAGCGAGGGCUUUUGAAGAGUAAAACUGUGAUUUUAACCACCAAUUCAACAUCUGUUUUGGAACACUCCCAGAGCAUUUGUGCCCUAGAAGAGGGAACUAUUGUUGAGACUGGAAGCUUCAGUGAAAUCGUCCGCAGGGGGCCCGAGUCAAAGCUGAACACUUUGAUAAGGGACAUCGGCUCUACUGAGACCGAAAAGGACAAAAAGGCCUUGCCAGAAAGUUCUUCGUAUGUCAUUGAAGAAGCCCAGCGAUACGAACUCCAGGAAGAAAUUGGCCUUAUUGAUCCCGUCGAAGGAGAAAAUGUUGUACGUUCUGCUUUACAAUCUCGAAAGGCAUCGAUGGCGACCUUGAGGCCACGCAAAAUCAUCGACAUCAACGCGGACACAAGAAAAACAAAGCAGAAGGAAGAGAAGAAAGAACGUGGCAGGGUGAAGAGGGAGGUUUAUAUGGCGUACCUCAAGGCUUGUGGUAUACCUGGAGCCAUAGUUUUCUUGAUAUUUUUAGCCAGUUCUAGAGCGUUGCUCGUUGGAGAGAAUUUCUGGUUGAAGCACUGGUCCGAGGAUAAUCAGAAAAAGGGUGAAAAUGUUAGAAUCGGCUUCUACGUCGGAAUAUACAUUCUCAUUUCGCUUGCUGCCGCAACGUUGAACAACCUCAAAAAUAUUGUUCUAUUACUAGUAUGCUCAAUUCGAGCCUCCAGAAUUCUUCAUGAUAAUAUGGCACGCGCAGUUUUGAGAAGCCCGAUGAGUUUUUUUGAAACCACUCCAGUUGGUCGGAUUAUCAAUCGUUUUUCUAGUGACAUGAACUCUGUGGACGAUAACGUACAAUAUGUUAUCAGCUUUUUCCUACUCUCUGUUCUCGACUACAUUGUUGUGGUCAUUGUCAUUGGGUACCAAGUGCCUUUGUAUCUGGUUGUGAACGCCCUGCUGAUGAUACUUUACUUCUACUAUCAGCUAUACUACGUGACAUUGAGUAGAGAGCUCAAGCGCCUAAUGAGCACCAGCUUUUCGCCUAUAAUGUCCAUGCUAAGUGAAACACUUGCGGGACACAUGGUAAUUGAUGCGUUCGACCACUUCGAGCGUUUCGACUAUUUUAACCUUCAGAACAUUCAAUUUAAUGUGAAUUGCGUCUUUAACUUCCGCUCCACAAAUCGAUGGUUGUCCGUGAGAUUGGAGGCGAUCGGUGCGUUCAUGAUUUUGACAGUGGCAGUCUUGUCUCUGUCAACUACGACUGGAGACAACCCACUUUCAGCGGGUAUGGUCGGCUUGCUCAUGAGUUGUGCCCUACAAGUCACUAACCGGCUAAUGUGGAUUGUUAGAAUGUCGGUUCAAUUGGAAACCAACAUCGUCUCUGUUGAACGAAUUGUAGAAUACUGUGACUUGCCUCCGGAAGCACCUGCCAUUAUAAAUCAGCAUAGACCGGAGAAAAACUGGCCAGCACUUGGUUCUAUCAAGUUUGACAAUUACUCUACAAGAUACAGAUCGAAUUUGGAUCCAGUCCUAAAAAACCUCAGUUUUGACAUUAAGCCUCAGGAAAAGAUUGGAAUAGUUGGAAGAACCGGUGCUGGAAAAUCAACGCUGUCACUUGCUCUAUUCAGAAUUUUGGAACCUUCAGAGGGUAGACUUAUCAUUGAUGGCGUCGACAUAAGUAAAAUUGGCCUGUUUGAUUUGAGAAGCAAUCUUGCCAUUAUCCCGCAAGACGCUCAAGCUUUCGAAGGUACGAUCAGGUCAAAUCUUGAUCCCUUCGGCAGUUAUGACGAUGACGAAAUUUGGAGGGCAUUAGAACUCUCUCACCUCAAGCCUCACGUAAUGAAAAUGGCUAAAGAGGAGGAAGAGUCCAAACGCAGCGACAACCUUUUGGAUACUAAAGUCAGUGAAAAUGGUAGUAAUCUCUCUGUCGGCCAACGGCAGUUACUUUGUUUGUCAAGAGCGCUUUUGAAUCAUUCCAGGAUUUUGAUUUUAGAUGAAGCUACAGCCGCCGUUGACACUGAGACAGAUCGUUUGAUCCAAGAGACAAUCAGAGACGAGUUCAAAGAUCGCACAAUCCUUACUAUUGCUCACCGUAUUGAUACAGUCUUGGAUAGCGACAAGAUCAUGGUCUUAGAUAAAGGAAAGCUCAAAGAGUUCGACACGCCCGCGAACUUGCUGGCUGACAAGACUACGAUAUUUUACAACCUGUGCGAACAGGGCGGCUACGUGAAGCCGAAAGACUAG
Messenger RNA from Lachancea meyersii CBS 8951, 4605 nucleotides. NCBI's taxonomy places the organism in Eukaryota, Fungi, Ascomycota, Saccharomycetes, Saccharomycetales, Saccharomycetaceae. The record is from the annotation of a GenBank genome assembly.